This is a messenger RNA of Panicum virgatum (switchgrass), 1458 nucleotides long. Its product is annotated as agmatine deiminase-like. The transcript has 10 exons. Gene Ontology annotation, biological process: putrescine biosynthetic process. Bases 103 to 1227 code for a protein of 374 amino acids. The record is from RefSeq and is a predicted model, not a curated record. Gene Ontology annotation, molecular function: agmatine deiminase activity; protein-arginine deiminase activity. Lineage: Eukaryota; Viridiplantae; Streptophyta; Magnoliopsida; Poales; Poaceae.
CUCAGUGCUCAGGCAGAUCACUCGAGGCGCCCCCCGUCGAAUCGCGGUUAGAUCGAUUGGCGAGAGAGAGAGAGAGAGAGAGAGAGAGAGAGAGAGGCAGUGAUGAUGGCGAAGAUCCUGGAGGGCCGCCCGGCGAAGAUGGGGUUCCGGAUGCCGGCGGAGUGGGAGCCGCACGAGCAGUGCUGGAUGGGAUGGCCCGAGCGUCCAGAUAACUGGCGGGAGAAUUCUGGUCCAGCUCAAGAGACAUUUGCGAGGGCUGCAAUUGCCAUUUCAAAGUUUGAGCCCGUCACAAUAUGUGCAAGUGCUAAGCAGUACCCCAAUGUCCACAAGCUGAUGGAACAUCAGACGAACAUCAGGGUGGUUGAGAUGAGCAUGAAUGAUUCCUGGUUCCGUGAUAUGGGGCCCACUUUUAUCACCCGUAAAGUCGAGUCAGGAAUCGAAAAACAGACAAUAGCAGGAAUCGAUUGGCAAUUUAAUGCCUGGGGAGGAAUCUAUGAUGAUUGGAGUCUUGACAGCGAUAUUGCCAAGAAAAUAGUUGAGAUUGAGAGGAUCCCUAGGUCUUCGCACAAAAUGGUUCUCGAGGGUGGAAGCAUUCAUGUAGAUGGAGAAGGUACGUGCAUCACAACGGAAGAAUGCUUGCUGAAUCCUAACAGAAACCCCAACAUGACGAAAAUAGAGAUAGAGAAUGAGCUGAAGGAUUUCCUUGGGGUCACAAAGGUCAUCUGGAUACCUCGUGGGCUGUACGGUGACGAGGACACAAACGGCCACGUUGACAACCUCUGCUGCUUCAUCAAACCCGGCGUGAUCCUCCUGUCCUGGACGGAUGACGAGAAGGACCCCCAGUACGAGAGGUCCGUCGAGGCGCUGUCGGUCCUCACCCAAUCGGUGGACGCCAAAGGACGGCACCUGGAGGUGGUGAAGAUCCACGUCCCGGGGCCUCUGUACAUGACAGAGGAAGAGGCGGACGGCGUUCUUUCAACGGGGCACGCCGUGGCGAGGGAGCCCGGCACGAGGCUGGCCGCCUCGUACGUGAACUUCUACGUCGCCAACGGCGGGGUCGUGGCGCCGGCCUUCGGCGACGACAGGUGGGACAAAGAGGCGUACGCGGUCCUGCAGAAGGCGUUCCCUGACCACGAGGUGGUGAUGGUCGAGGGCGCGCGGGAGAUCGUGCUGGGCGGCGGCAACGUCCACUGCAUCACGCAGCAGCAGCCCGUGCGCCCGUCGUAGGCGAGCCGGUCGGCGUCGACGCGUGCGAUGGCUGGCGACGAGGGACAUGCUGUGCCCAGUAGCACUGGUAGUAGGAGUGUCCAUCUCCGGUCGUUGUCGAGCUCGCCAAUUCGUGCGGGGAAUAAGACCUGUCAGCAGCUGGUUGACGGAUGUGAAAUGUUCAGGCGCCAUCUUAAAUUGGCAUUGAAAUUUGUGGUGCCGGCCGGUUGAUGAAUGAUGAUGUUCACGAUA